UUUGCAUGGUUUUCAGCUUCUAUCCGACGGAACAAAUACUAUUUCCCAGUUCAGAGUGGUGGCCAGAAUGAGUAGCAGACGGUUCUGGAACAGCUGAGCAUCGUAGCAGACAAAAUAAAAAAAUAUAUAACCAUAACCAGCACAAGAACUCCCUGAGUGUUGACAACAAAUUUGUGUCAAUUCUACAUCUUCCAGUUCAUUGAGACUUGUAUUUAUUGUCAUUCAAAUCCAUUGUUUCGUUUUGAGCCUACACAAUUGCCACCAUGGCUGACGAGGCUGAGCCUGAAGGAGUAACUGACUCGCCGAAAAAAGGCCCUACCCUAUCAACCAGUACAAGUAGUUUUGAAGCUCUUGAUCCACAUGACCCAAACCUCAGUCGCCUCGCUACUACUAUGUUCCAAAAAACUGCUGAUUACUUAUUUGGAGAACUGACUGCAACUCAAGAGGACUACCGACUCCUAGAAUCUAUGAAUCAAGCAACUAUUGCCAAGUAUUCUGAUAUGAAACAGAUAUCUGGAAAUGUAUCACGUACCAUAACAGAGCUAAAUGAAAAAUAUAUGAGUCUGCAGCCUUAUUUGGAUCAAAUUGAUCAGAUAGAAAGCAGUGUUAACAAACUGGAACAGGCUGCAUACAAAUUAGAUGCUUACAGCAAGCGUCUAGAGACUAAAUUUAAGAGCCUGGAGAAACGAUAACAACAGAUGGUGUGACAGUUGUCAUUUCAUUCCCUGGAAGUUUGUAAGACCAUGUUUGUUAUUCUAUGCCACUACAUAUUUUCCCUCUUAUAUUCCUUUUUAAAUCAAUCAACAUUAUUACAUAAUUAUAAUUUUUUACAUGUCCCAUCUAGUCAGUCGGCAUUCCUAAAAUAAGAACUUUGUAUAGUUAAUCAUUAUUUUCUAUUCGGUUCUUUUUUAUCAAUGAAUUUCUCAACUUAAAGUAAAAUGUGAAAAACAUAUUUUAUGUCUAGAAAUUAUAAAUAAUUCUAUAAUGUAUAUUUUCCUAGAUAAAUUGUGAAAUAAACCGCAUAUUUUUCACAGUC
Frankliniella occidentalis (western flower thrips) is the source of this 1036-nucleotide messenger RNA. RefSeq names its product biogenesis of lysosome-related organelles complex 1 subunit 2 (gene Blos2). Gene Ontology annotation, cellular component: BORC complex; gamma-tubulin complex; BLOC-1 complex. The coding region runs from base 264 to 692 and encodes 142 amino acids. The record is from RefSeq and is a predicted model, not a curated record. The transcript is spliced from 4 exons. Gene Ontology annotation, biological process: endosomal transport; lysosome localization. Gene Ontology annotation, molecular function: gamma-tubulin binding. Lineage: Eukaryota; Metazoa; Arthropoda; Insecta; Thysanoptera; Thripidae.